Messenger RNA from Aspergillus bombycis, 1449 nucleotides. Its product is annotated as DnaJ domain protein. The coding region runs from base 1 to 1449 and encodes 482 amino acids. Lineage: Eukaryota; Fungi; Ascomycota; Eurotiomycetes; Eurotiales; Aspergillaceae. Gene Ontology annotation, cellular component: cytosol. The transcript is spliced from 5 exons. Gene Ontology annotation, biological process: protein import into peroxisome matrix. The record is from RefSeq and is a predicted model, not a curated record.
AUGGUCGCAGACACUACGUACUACGAUGCUCUGGGGGUGCCUCCCACGGCAACCGAACUGGAGAUUAAAAAGGCAUACCGUAAACUUGCCAUUGUCACUCACCCCGACAAGAACCCCGGUGAUGAGACUGCGCAUGCGAGAUUCCAAGCGAUCGGAGAAGCCUACCAGGUCCUUAGCGACGAAGAACUGCGAAAGCGAUAUGAUAAGUUUGGCAAGGAGGAUGCAGUCCCCGGUGGUGGUUUCGAGGACCCGUCGGAGUUCUUCGGCAUGAUAUUUGGUGGCAACGCUUUCGUCGAUCUUAUCGGCGAAAUCUCUCUCAUGAAGGAUCUCACCACUACGAUGGAUAUCACCAUGCAGGAGAUGGAGGAGGAGGAACUGGCUGCAUCCGCGGAGGAAAAAUUGAAUAUCCAUGACGAUGACACCAAAGCGGCCCCUGGCGCCUCCGUGGAGGGUGGUGCUGCUUCCGCUCCUACUGGCAGUGCAACUGCUGCGGAUGCCCCCGCUUCUGAAGAGAAAUUCGAGAAACCCACCCCAACGCCCAGCUCCGGCACAAGUACGCCUCGUCGUUACCUCGGUCAACAAGCCAUCAUGGACAAAUCCGAGGAGGAUGCACGGAUGGAGGCAGCUGGUGUGUCUGCGGAGGAGAGAGAACUACACAAGAAGAGCAAGAAGAAGGGCGGCUUGUCCCGGGAGCAGGAGGAGCGCUUGGCUGCGUACGAAUUGGAGAGAAAGAAGGCCCGCGAGGAACGGGUCAACACAUUAGCCACGAAGCUGGUGGACAAGAUCAGCGUCUGGACCGAAACGGACAAGGGCGCCGAUGUGACACGCGCAUUUGAGGAGAAGAUCCGCCUCGAGGUAGAGAAUCUGAAGAUGGAGUCGUUCGGUCUUGAAAUCCUGCAUGCGAUCGGUCAGACAUACAUUCAAAAAGGUAGCUCAUUCCUGAAGUCCCAGAAAUUCCUCGGUAUCUCGGGCUUCUUCUCUCGGCUGAAGGACAAGGGCACCCUCGCCAAGGAGACAUGGACCACCAUCUCGACUGCCAUUGAUGCACAGAUGACUAUGGAAGAAAUGGCCAAGCUGGAAGAACGUGGUGGCGAAGACUGGACCGACGAGAAAAGAGCUGAGUACGAGAAGAAGGUCACAGGCAAGAUCCUGGCGGCUGCUUGGCGGGGCAGCAAGUUCGAGAUUCAGAGCGUGCUGCGCGAUGUGUGUGAUCAAGUCCUGGGCGAUAAGAAGAUCAAGUUGGACAAGCGUGUUGAACGUGCCCAUGCCCUAGUCAUUGCGGGUAAUAUUUAUCAAAAGGCGGAGCGUGACCCCGAGGAGGAAGGAGACUACAUGGCGUUUGAGCAACUUAUGGCCGAUGCUAUGACGAAGAAGGGCAAGGAUGAGAAGGAGAAGAAGAAGAAAGAGAAGAAGUCCAAGCAUGAACACGUUGAAGAAUCCACCGCUUAG